UCGGCACGCACACAUUAACCUGUUACCUUCAGGCCACCGUGUAGUCAGUUCGGUUCUAAGCCCGCCUCGUCAAAGAAGCGUGUCAGUGUCUAGUUGCAGUCAUUUAACACACUAUGCUAGAAAUCUUAACUUGUCUUCAAUAGGCGACCACGGCUAUUUGACGUUUGCAAAAUGGCUGAGCCAAGCCCAGAAGGGGCUGAGACAGAGGCGCUGGGCACGUAUGUAGAUGCUGAAGACAUUCUAGGAGAUGACGAUGCGGAUGCGGAGCCCGAGUCGUUGACAGAGACUGCGGGCACAAACGCGCCGGCCGCGCCGGACGAGGGCCAUGCAGAGUCCGCUCCGGACGUCCGCGUCGAAAGAGCGAGCAGCAGUUCUGCACUGCCAUCGCUAGAGGAGGGGAAGUCGUCACGACCAAACACAUCGGGCGGGGGUGCCGCUGAGCAGCAGGGGAGUGGCGACGAACCGGUGUCGCUUCCUCCGGCGCCAGGCGCCACACGGAAGGACUUGGGGAGCCGAGGCUCCACACAGCUGGACAGCCGGCAAGACAGCCACCAGGAAGCCUCCACGAGUGGCUCGGGGCAAAAACAGCCGACGUCGCCAGGAGGCGCAUUGCCGCCCAUCAACCAGCGGGCGGGCACUAGCGCAACGUCCCGCAGUGCUGGCGCCAGCCCACAACCAGCCUCACCCAGCCGUAACCCAAUAGCCGCCCGUACGUACUACAAGCCACCACCACCACCGCCGCCGCCCCCAAAGCCCAAACCUCGGGAGCGGCAUGACACUUCCGCAGUGGACCCCACCUACCUCAACACAGCGGUCUACCGCACCGUGCCGGGGCUAGGUCGUGUCUAUGACUGGAAGCUGCAGCACGACGUCAACUCUGCAUUGCUAAAACAGAAGAAGGACAAGGAGCGCAUGGAGAAGGUACUAGAAGCGGCACGGGUGCAGCUGCAGGCGCGCGAAGCAAAUGAGCGCGCCUUCCAGGAGUGGAUGGCGGCCAAGGCACAGGAGAAGCAGCAGCAGCAUGUGCAGAGCCGGCGCAUCAACUACGUGACCACGCUUUACCAGACGCUGCUGAAGGAGGACCCAGUGGAGAAUCGUGACCGCGAGACGCAGUGGGUGCCAAACUUCGGCUUCUCCACUGGCGCAGCGGCGCAAGCACGCAGUGGGCCGCUGCCCAGCGAGAAGGAAGAGCGAUUCCGACUUUAGUGCAUGUUGUUUGGUGCUCGUUAUGCUGUUGUAGGCUUAGCGUGCUGUCGAGUGCUGGUGCAUUGUGGACUGCUUGCAAAUCUUGACUGGAGCCGGGUUUGCCUCUGCUUCGUCUGCACGUUGAUGACACAAAGGUUUCUCCGGUUUUGAUUGUUGGCUGUGCACUAGCAGGUGGUUUGUUUGCAUGUUGCUUGAGUCAUCAGAGCAGGCCAGGUUUGCGCCAGGGGUGCGCACACGGGGGGCAAACGGAAUUUGGUUGGGGGUGGGAACUGAACUCAAGAGAGGUGGCUGGGAUGGGCGGCGCAUGAAGGCACCAGCCAAGAGUGAAGGAACCUAGGUUAGGUGAGAUGGCGGGGAAGCUAGAGUGCGUGUGGAUUGAAGUGCGGCAGAGUGCUGGCCGGCUGGGUGCGGCUGCUGGGGUGUGGGCUGGCACGCGAAUUGGUUGCACUGCGUGCUCGUCAACCGUCUUGUCACCGCAAGCGGCCCUGUAUAAAAGAGGUUUCA
This is a messenger RNA of Chlamydomonas reinhardtii, 1710 nucleotides long. RefSeq lists its product as uncharacterized. The coding region runs from base 172 to 1206 and encodes 344 amino acids. The record is from RefSeq and is a predicted model, not a curated record. NCBI's taxonomy places the organism in Eukaryota, Viridiplantae, Chlorophyta, Chlorophyceae, Chlamydomonadales, Chlamydomonadaceae. The transcript has 4 exons.